Talaromyces stipitatus ATCC 10500 is the source of this 1668-nucleotide messenger RNA. RefSeq names its product peptidyl-prolyl cis-trans isomerase, putative. Gene Ontology annotation, molecular function: peptidyl-prolyl cis-trans isomerase activity. The record is from RefSeq and is a predicted model, not a curated record. Gene Ontology annotation, cellular component: catalytic step 2 spliceosome. The coding region runs from base 4 to 1668 and encodes 554 amino acids. NCBI's taxonomy places the organism in Eukaryota, Fungi, Ascomycota, Eurotiomycetes, Eurotiales, Trichocomaceae. The transcript is spliced from 2 exons. Gene Ontology annotation, biological process: protein peptidyl-prolyl isomerization; protein folding.
ACCAUGUCCUCACAUUACAACACCGAACCGCCGCCAACCGCCUCGGUCACACUAAAUACGACCAUCGGACCGCUACACAUCUCCCUCUUCGCAAAACAGACGCCGCUCGCCUGCAAAAACUUCAUACAACAUUGUCUCGAUGGAUAUUAUACAGGCACUGUAUUUCACCGUGUGGUUCCCGGCUUCGUAAUCCAAGGCGGCGACCCGACCGGCACUGGAUCGGGUGGUUCAUCAAUAUACGAAGACCCAGAAUUCGAAUAUGAUCCCGAAGCUCGUGAUCCAAAUGAAAAGGUAGUCUUUCGUGAUGAGAUACACAGUCGACUACGAUUCAAUCGUCGAGGUCUUGUGGGGAUGGCGAAAAGUGAAGAUGGGACUUAUGGGAGUCAGUUUUUCAUUACGCUAGCAAAUACCGAGAGGGAGAUGAAUGGGCAAUGUACGAUGUUUGGAAGGAUCGAAGGCGAUAGUAUUUAUAAUGUGGUCAAGAUUGCUGAGGCGGAGUUGGUUGAGGGUACAGAUCGACCGGUUUAUGCAGUGAAGGUCACGGGAUGUGAGGUUGGAGAGAUGGGUCCGUUUGAAGGGAAGUUGAAGAAAAGAGACAAGGUUGCCAAGGUCAUUGAGCCGGCCAAGGGAGAUGUCACGAUAAAGAAGAAAAAGAAGGCAAAUGGUGCGAAGACGUUGCUUAGUUUUGGAGGUGACGAAGGAGAGAAUGGGGAGGAUAUAGCUGCCAUUAAGUCGAAAAAACCCAAGUUCAACACCAAACUAGUUUCAGCUGGGGAGUCGCUGGAAAUGGAUCCCAAGACUCGUUCAGAAGAACGAAGGAGUUCGAUUACGGAAGAGAAGCAACCGGCGAAACGACUUAGAGCGUCUACACAAAUCCCAAGUACAGAGAAACAGACACAAAAGUCACAGCCCAAGAGCCCCGACCCCUAUACACAGGUUCCUCCGAAAGACCCGGAAGAACCAGAAAGAUCGCCAUCUCCGACUCCACCUCCAGCUGCGAGACAGUCGGUAUUGGAAAGAACUAAUGCCCAGAUUGCGUCUCUCAAGGCGUCAAUGCGCCGGGAUGUUACGGCUCCUGUAGAAACAGGCAGGAAGAAGUCGGCACUAGAGGCCAUGAUACCGAAAACCUCAAUCAGAGGUCGAAAGCGACCUGCAUCUGGCAGUGCUACCAUGAAUGGCGGAGGCCGAAACUGCAGCUCAGGCGCAGAAGCUGAAGCAAUGAAGUUAUUCAACGCAUUCAAAGCGAAACUCGAAAGUUCCGACGUGCAAAGUCAUUCGGACAACAAGAAACACAAAGGAGAUACGAGAGAUAGAUCGCAAAACAUCACCAAACCAUCAGAAGAGGUGGAUGACGAAGAAGCGCAAUUAUGCGAUCUACACUUCAUUGCAAACUGCCAGUCGUGUCAAAACUGGGGUAAAAGUGCCGACGGACCUAGUGUAGAUGCUCAAGCCCAAGACGAAGACUCGACAGAUUGGAUGUCUCAUCGUCUUCAGUUUGGUAAGGACACGUUAGGAAAGGACUUGAACUGGAAAAAGGAGCAUCGAGAGGAUGUGGACUCUCUUAUGGUCAUUGAUCCGCGAGAAAAGGAAAAGGAGAAGACUGGGAGAGAUAGGGAGAGGGAGCAUAAAAGGGAGCGAGCAGGCGAGAGGGAAUGGGAUCGUCGGUGA